AUCGGCUUCGUCUUUACUUGCGCUAGUAUCUCACUUCGCGGCAUCGUGCCAUUCUCCGCAGCACCAGGCCCCGUACUACCCAUUAUAUAUCAGAUCUACCGUGCAUAUCGAUAUCUCAGGACGCAAUAUUUCGCUGCAAUUUCUGAACCAGUUUCACUCUAGAAUGAUGCGACUCAAGCAUCAGUCUUUUUUCCUACUCGCCCUCUCGCGCGUCUUCGCGUCCGCGGCUUUUCUUCCUCCAAAGUCGAUUUUCCCUGGUGAUACGGUUCAGAUUCUAGUACCAACUGAUCAAAACGGCAGCACUUCGUUCGUACAGCUGCUGGCACGAGGACCCACAGCUAGCGGAGCAGGAGUGCUGUCUGGCGGCGACGUAGUCGUUCUUGCAAACAGCACGGCGGUAAGCGGAGGCGCAAGUUCCGAAGGAGGCACGACCUCAGGAAACAGCUUAGUGGAUCUUCAAGUCCCUUCACUCAGCACGCUGCUGCCGUUCAUGCCGUCGUCAUCCUCACCUUCCGCUGGCACAACGACGUUGGCGCAGCACUCCUUCCGUUUCCGACACGUAACUAAGAUGCCUGAGACCUCCUCAGCCUCAAAUGUCGCCGCGGAAGUUGUACAACUUGAAGUGCCUGUCUCCGUUGCGAAUCGCGAAGUGAUUUUCCUGGAGGCAGACAAGGCGAUUUACAAGCCGGGUGGGGUGGUAAAGUUUCGUGCUGUUGCCAUGGACAGAGUGACGUCGAAGCCGCUGGACUUGAUGUCAUCGUCGUGGUCAGGUGAAACUGGAACCUGGCAAGCCGAGAUCCAAUUGCGCAAAGUGGUUUCGGAAAGUGAAGAGCUGCUGAUCGCAAAGCUACGGUCAACUGGUGGACCAAUAUCCUCUUCAUCGACGACACAGAAUUCGACCGCGGUGGAGUCUUCUUCAACUGGUACAAUAUCCACUUCUCUUUAUUACGGCGUGUUCGACAACGAAGACCACUUGCAAUUUCCGCUGCCGGCAAACAUCGGUGGUGCUUCUGCAGGUGGAAACAAGGAUACGUACUCCGCAAAAGCGAAGUUGCUGUGGGUACCGAACGCAUCUUCAGCGACGAACAACGCUACGCGGGAAGUUGCGACAUCGAAUCAACUUACUUGGAACGUGGAAGAAUAUGUGCUGCCAACGUUCAGUGUAGACCUCAAACUUGGAGAUGAUGGAACUUCAUACUCUAAGAUCAUCAGCCAGCAUUCCUCGCCCACCGCGAUCCAGGGUUUUGUCACCGCAUCGUACAAUUAUGGAGGAGACGUGAAGUGCAAAGACGACAGAAUAUCCGUCGAGGUUGUUAGAAAGUGCCCGGUGUGGUCGUACGGCUGGAGCAGUGGGCCGUUCAUGCCGGAGAUUAUGUUCAGACGCCGUGCAGCUGCAAGCGAAGUAUUAAAACCCGAGAAUUAUGCCGAAGAAGAUGGAGAAGACGGCCAAGAUUUGGAGUCUGUCGUUAUUUCCCAAAAUACGCAUAAAGAACCAAGAAGGAAGCUGUCGUCGCCCCCACCCUACUCUAUCUGCACGGAUUCGGUUUUGACUAUCAUCGAGGUAGACGCUAGUGGUCCUACAAAUGCCGCACCUGCUACGAGUAGUAAUGCAGGAGCCCCCUCCGCUCGAUUUGCCUUCACAGUGGACCUUGAUGCCGCGACGACGACCUCACCUACGCAAACGCUCCGCGACCUCCUCAAACAGGAGCAUGACAAUGGAAAUCUAGACGCAAUCCGGGUAACCGCGAAUUGCACGGACAUUGCGUCUGGAGAGAUGCGAAGCAGCGAGGGUAUCGAGAUAAAAUACGCGUCGACGGCGGUUCGGGUCACGUCCGACAAGGAAUUUCAACCCGGUCUGCCCUUCCAUGUGCUUGUAGAGGACCUCACAGCGUUUGUAAAAACUUCUUCCUCCUCACCCGAUGUAGAGCUGCAUGUGGAGUUUUCUCAUCAGCGCUAUAGCGCGCGCCCGAAGUAUGUGGAGGUGGACCUGGGGCCGUUUUUGGAAGAUGGCAGUUCAACAUCAGUGGGAAUUACUACGAGCAGUUCGUCGAACAUGAAGCUGAAGACUUUAAAAAGCAAAUUAUUCACUGUUCCGAUACCUGUUGAAACAGACCGAACUUGCUGCGAUCUUGGCGCGUAUUCCGCAGCGACCGGACCUUUGAACGCGUGGUCUUCGGAUCACGUAAAGAUAAGUUGCUGUGUGCAGACGGUGAGGGCGUUCGUGAGAGUGGAUGGCGUGCAAAUUACGACGGCAGGGGGCUCAUCAUCUACGGGGGGAGCUACAACUCGAUCGGACUCGCACACGGCUUGUGCGAAUCGGAAGUACUCUCCGACAGGGCACUACGCGACCGCAGGAAAGCUUUUGAUGAGCGCAGUAGAGGUGAACAAUGCGACUGAACCAGUAGACUCAUACGUCGUGCACUUCAGAACAACACUUCCUCACGUUACGUCGGUGAACGUGAUGCUACUGUCAAAUGAGGAUGAGCAAGAGGGUGCUUUAGCUUCGGGCAAGAACUACAUUCUCUACCCCGUCAACCUGUCUCCAGCCCGCCUUUUCGCUUCCGCCCAAAAUGUUUCCUGCUGUAACAUCACUUUGCGCCAAGUCACGGAUUCUGUAAUUGUGCAUCAGAGGCCGCAAGCGAGCUACCCGCACUACUAUGGUGUCACAGCAACGAGCGCGUCGGCGGUCACAACCACGACGACUACUACCACUCGCGCAGUGGGCACCGUUGAAAGCGUAGCCUACUACGUCGGUAGCGUCAACAUCACGGAUUUGGUGCUGGAUGCGUCUUCAACAUCUGGUGCAAAUCUUUUCUCGCGCCCUGGGAGUAAGUUCAACGCAGUAGUGACAUUGAUCAGCGCUACUCCUACUUCGAAAAACACGACGACAGCGUUAUCCGCGAAGGCUGCAGACAGUGUGCGUUUCGAAGUAGCGGAGGGAUCGGCUUCAUUAUUUGCUGGAAAUAAAACGAGUUUUGGCAGUGUGAGUGCUUCAUGGCUGGCCGACGCGGUGGAGGGGACAAGUUCUACAGAACUGGUGCCGCUAAAUGGGUCAUCUGUUCUGCCUGGAGUGAACGCGCACCUAGCAGUUGCAGUGUCAUCUGAUGUUGGGACCACAGCAACAUCAUCUACUUUCUCUAACGACACUGCCACGAAGCUUUUUUUUUCCGCUCAAGACCGCGCCGUCUCACUCUUAACCGCCGACUCCAACUUGUUAUCCGGAAAAAUCGUUGUGUCUCACACAAAAUCUGCGGGGGAAACUACUGCGGCAACUAGCACGACCACUGCCGGUACUAGUACUUCUAGCGCGGCCAGUGUCAUGUGCCGCGAGUUCUACGACGAGGCUCGGGUCCUCGAACAGCUCGGAAUUGGCUCUUUGCAAUUGGACUCCUUCUCGGGUUCCGCGCUGCCACUCACAAGUUGUGAGCCGAUCCUUCCGCGGGGAUAUUGCGCAGGUGACGGCGGGAUGGGGAUAACAGUGGAGGUAGCAGUCGCGACGCCCGCCGGCGCGCCCAGUUCUGCCGACUCGACACGGAGUGGAGAUUCAGCUUCCACAACCUCUUCAAGCGCAAGUGGAGCCCCGUCUGUCGCCGCGCAGAGUAAGCUCCGCACCUUUUUCCCCGAAACGUGGCUUUGGGAAAACAUGAACUACGUGAAUGCCUCGCUACUCCGCACGACAGUUCCGGAUUCGCUGACGACGUGGGAUCUACAAGGAUAUGCCAUUCACCCUGGAAUUGGGUUGGGAACGGAUGUGGUAUUGCCGUCACUCAUCGUGGCGAAGCCUGUGGUUGCAGACGUGCGUAUGCCGUAUUCGAUCACGCGAGGAGAACUGGUAGCGCUGCGAGGAAGUGUCGCAGCGCACUUGAAGGGAGAAUAUUCAGUGCCGGACUCGAACCUCCUCGAGUGCACUUGGCAGAUCGCUGUCAGCCGAGGAUUAGAGUUCCAAGACCUGUUGAACGAGUAUGACAGUGUGGGUGAGAUUGCACUUGGACCUGCAGCCGCGACUAGUGGCGGCACAGGCAAAGAAGCCUUGAACAGCUACGAACUGAAAAAAGCGAGAAUCAUUUCGAAGACCGGCGCGACCGCUUUCCCGAUUCCCGUCAGCACUGCGGCCGGGCGGACUUCGAUUUUGAAACCGAGCAAGGUACGGCUGGAGGUAUACUGCGCUGUGGUGCUGUCUGCCGGGGCGUCGACAUCAGCUUCGUCGUAUUCCAGCGUGGUGUCCCGUGUUGCGUAUGUCGACCGCAUCGAGCGCUCUCUCCUCGUCAAGCCGGAAGGCGUCAAGAAACUGAAACGAACAAACCUGUUGAUCACAACACCGACGGAUGGUAGCGUAAAAUCACAAACGGUGGGCUUGUCGUGGUCCUCCGACGGCGAGGAUGAACAAGGGGGCGCCCUGUCAGCGGGAGCAGGUGUAGUAGUCCCCGACAGCAAGCGUCUCACGGUUGCGAUCACCGGCGAGCUGCUAUCCCAGACGAUUGCGAACAUCGAACGCCUCGUGCGCGUGCCCUACGGCUGCGGAGAACAAAACCUCAUGUCCCUCGCCCCCAAUGUGUACGUCUUUCGCUACCUCGCUUCAAAAGCGUAUAUCGUAAACCGCGGUGUGCAAGGAAAAGCUUUGAAGCAGCGUUUAUUCAGCAACAUGCGGACGGGCUACGUCCGGCAACUAAACUAUAAAAGCAAAUCUGACGGAGGGUUUUCAGCUUAUGGUGAAACAGGGCGGCGGGGUAAUUUUGAAGGAAGCAGCUUGUGGCUGACUGCAUUUUCGCUUCGCGUGUUCGCAGACGUGGGGCGCGCAGGGUACGUUGGCAGGUUGAUGGAGGGAGGUGAGGCACAACAAGCAGUGUCGAUUGACUGGCCAAACCUCGUUCCGGCGAUCAACUUCAUCCUCAGUGCGCAAGAUGCCUCUUCGCAUUACUUCGUAAGCCGCGGCCGCGUCUUCAGCCGAACCAUGAUGGGCAGUACUGAAGAGUCGCGACUGAGUCUGACUUCCUUCGUCCUACUGACGCUCUGCUCUAUCUGGCGGGAGCUGGAUCGGGAGUACUUCGGCGGCGUUUAUUCGUACGGAGCGUCGGUCGUCACCACGGGGGCUUCGUCGGAAGGCAGCAGCUCCCUCAGCGCUGCAACCGGACCAACGACUCUGAUUGAAACCACCAUGCGAGAUCUGGUCCUUGCGAUACGCAAAGCAAGUGCCUGGGUAAAGGCUGAAUGGUCAAGUAGAACAUUGAGUGCCGAAGCGAGCAGAUCAGUGGCUGCCGAGGUGAUAGCUGUCUACGCACUGCUUCGAGCCGCUGAAACUGCUCUACGCGACCAGCCCGCACACACGAAAAUCGAAAGGAGUCUUGCCAAAUCGUCGGUGCUGCUGUUGACGAAACGCGAUAGCGAGGGACUGACGUACUGGGAGGAACCAGCAGAGAGCGGUUCCUCUUCUUCAGCGAAUGCUGUUGCGAGUGCGAACGCAAUGUAUUUCCGUAAUAAGCCAAACGAGCCUUCUGCUGCCUCCAUAGAGCUCACAGCGUAUGCGGUUUUGAUUCUGGUGGCUGCCGGGGAUCUAAACAAUGCCUACUCUGGCGUGAAGUGGCUUUUAAAGCACCGGUCGAGCGCAGGGGGGUUCCGGUCGACGCAAGACACGGUUGUGGCGUUGGAGGCGAUCGCUGAAUUUCAGCUCCUCGAGAUGGCUGUUUCUGGAAGCACUAGCGACGGCGGCGGCAGCAUGGUGUUUGACGUGACACAUAAUAUUACCGCAGCUGGCACCUCCUCGUCCACAAGCACGGCUGCAUCAGCAUCAACAUCAUCAGCUUUGUUCCACUACGACAUGACUGACCCCGAGCUCUACCACACGAUUGAGAUUUACAACGAAACUCUGGUUGAUGAAAGCCUGGAACAACCACAACAGCAACCAGCGCACAACUCCUCAGAGUCCGUCGUCGUCGCGGCUUCUCAAAGUGCGGCCGUCAGCGAAAGAACAGCGGUUGUGUCUGUCCUUCAAGAAUUCAACGUGCGUGACAGCAACAAGAACUCACCGACUAACAAUUCUUCUCUACUCGACGAUUGUCUGGAUUUCGUCGCGAAGUGGUUCAAUGAGGACAAAAGUGAAAUCGAAAUCGCAGCAACAGCAAACAAUCAAGCCUCAACCACGUCAGCAUCAUCCACAUCCUCGUCGCAAACAAGUCCGAAGUCCUACCUCCUCGCUCUCCGCGUUGCACCGAAGGAUCCAGCAACAUCAAACCCCAAUUGUGCCGCAGCUUACCACUCGAAUGCCGGCGAAAUGACGAUGCUGAGUAUUGGUCUUUUUACCGGAACUGUGGUGGAUGCGGCGGAGCGGGAGAGGCUGGCUUCUUCCGUUUCGCUUGUGUCUUCUCCACCUGGGGCCGCCACGACCGCGACCGGCACCCAAAUCGACCGCGUCGAGGUGGAUACAGACGAAGGCUUCCUGCACCUCUACCUCGACUCGUUGCCGAGCGGCGGAAGUAGCAGUAGCACAGCAACCGGUAGUACUGGAAGUGGAGCGUUUACGCUUUCUCUCAAAGCGCGCGAGGAGUUCGUGGUGCAGAAUCGGCAAGAGAAGGAAGUCAAACUCUUCAUGUACUACCGGCCUGAGCAGAACAAAGAAAUUGCGGUCGAUUUCACAGCGGGUUCUGGAGGAAGCGCCGGGCUGUCAUUCGAUGAGAUCCUGAGCGGGGGCGGCGGAGGGGAGACAUCCGGCGCUGAGCUGCAGUCAUCGUGGAGGGGUUGGUCGGGGCUGCUGGCUAUCGCUGUUCUCGCAGCGGCGAGUGCUCUCGCGUAGGUCUGGUACUGGCUGUGUUGCGAAAAUUCUAAAAAACCUUGUUGAACGCAUAAAUUCAUGGAGCAGGGAAACAAGAAUAACUAUCCAUCGUACAAAUGCUACACCUUGCUUUGUUUUCAGC
Molecule: messenger RNA, 6908 nt
Organism: Amoebophrya sp. A120
Lineage: Eukaryota; Dinophyceae; Syndiniales; Amoebophryaceae
Source: the annotation of a GenBank genome assembly